This is a messenger RNA of Durusdinium trenchii, 315 nucleotides long. The record is from the annotation of a GenBank genome assembly. Lineage: Eukaryota; Dinophyceae; Suessiales; Symbiodiniaceae.
AUGGAAGCCUUGUUACUAAGAAAAAAGAGAAGUCACAACAAUGUAUCCGUUUGUAAAUCUGUGGAAAGAUUAUCGGCAGCCACAUGUUUGUUCCGCUUGAAGUACUGCUGCGAGGGACUCUUCACCACGUGCACCAGUGGCAACACCAAAAACACGACAUUCUUUGAUUGGCGCGGUAUGCCUGGUCAGCUUGAAAGAUUGGUCGACAAAAGGGCAUGGCGCUGGGAUUUCUUCAUGAAAGCGGCUCAAUUCAAAGGACUUCCCCUCCUGCUUACAGAAAACCUUCCUUCCAGAGUCAACAACAGCAGCUUGUAA